GCUAUAUGUGGCAUCUUGCUAGCACCAAGUUAAACAUGGCUGGCGGAGGGAAAGUUAGACGAAUGCUGGUGAAUAAUCUGCUGUCGAUACUGACGAUAGCUGGAGUCAUUGUGGGAGUUAUCUGCGGAUAUCUGAUCAGGAGUAGUAAAGAUGAGGAACCCAAACAUACUGACGAGCUUAUCAAGGGAAUCAGGAUCCCAGGAGACUUGCUGCUCCGAGGUUUGAACAUGUUGGUCCUGCCCCUGGUCAUGACAAGUCUCAUUCUCGGACUGGCCGGGAACAAGCGGGGCAAGUUCAACAAACAGGCUGGAAUAACCAUUCUCUACUACGUCUCUACUACACUGUUCGCCGCUAUUAUAGGUCUGGUACUGGUAUGCGCGAUCCAGCCCGGCGGUAGAGCGGAAGGAAGCAAAGGAGAGGAACUGGGCGUGAGGAACACAACCGUCCUUGACUUUGUGGGGGACAUGAUCAAGAACCUGGUGCCAGCUAACAUUGUAGCAAUGAGUCACCAGAAGACCAGGACUACGUACGAUCACGGGGUUAUGGAGGAACCGGUGGAGGGUAUGAACAUGCUGGGUGUCAUCUUCAUUUCGAUAACAUUUGGUGUGAUAAUAAUGGCGAACAAGGAAGAGUGCCAACCGUUCCUUGACUUUUGUUUGUCUCUCAAUGUGAUCAUCAACAAGCUCACCAGAGUGGUUCUGUGGUACUCGCCCAUUGGAAUCAUGUUCCUAGUGAUGGCGGAGUACUCUGUGUCUGACGUGUCGGAGUAUGCCAAGGAGAUAGGACUCUAUGUGGUGACAGUGUUGGUCGGUCUAGCCAUUCACUUCUUUAUUGUACUCCCCGUUAUCCUGUUUGCUCUGGCUAAGAAGAACCCUCUGCUGUACUACAAAUCUCUUCUACCCGCCAUGGCCACUGCCUUCGGAACCGCCUCUUCCACCGUGACUAUUCCAAUUACAAUGAAGUGUGUCAAGAAAGCUGGAGUAUCUGAAGAUGUUGUGGACUUUGUUAUUCCUGUUGGUGCUACCAUUAACAUGGACGGAACGGCACUGUACGAAGCUGUAGCGUGUUUGUUUAUCGCCCAGCUGAACGACCGAGAACUAACGAACCCUGAGAUCGUGAUCACGGCGCUGACUGCCACAGUGGCCGCUAUCGGAGCAGCAGGAAUACCCAGUGCUGGUCUUGUUACCCUGGUAAUGGUCCUGAACGCUGUGGAUCUCGGCACCGAGCAUAUCGCUCUCAUCCUCACUAUCGACUGGCUCCUGGAUAGGUUCAGGACCAUGACUAAUGUUGUAGGUGAUGCAGUUGGAUGUGCGGUGAUAGAGCAACUAGCCGGUUCUUCCUGCCCUAGAUCAGGAGGUGCCGGCGACGAGGAGAAGUUUCUGCAACUUAAAAACAAGGAGGAGGAUAACAACCAUGUUGACCAUGCUGUUCACGUUGGUGCCUAAGAGAAGUUCUUUGAUCCAAAGGCUACAUCACAGAGUUCACGAUUUCUUUCAAUCAGUUGAAGUUAUGCAUGCAAGCAAAGAACUGGAGUUUUUAAAUUGUAAUCAGUUUUAUUUCAAGGCACAUAAUAUGAGGAUAAUAAUAUGUAACCAGAUUCGCAUUUCAUGAAUCAUGAAUUGUUUCCGACCACGAGCAUGGUAUCGCGGAUAACGCGGAUUUUACUGGUUAUUUUUAUUUAAAUGUUGCAACUUUUGAAGUUCCGAACCGGAAUACCAUCAAAAGUCUCAUGAUUGUAGAGAGUGGAUAUUUGAGGAGGCAAAUAUUUUUGGAUGAGGUAAAACAUAAAAUAAUUAAAUCUCGGGGUUUUUGUCGCUCUUCUUUGAAAUAUGGAAUGGAUUCAAUAGCUCAUAGCUGUCUUUUCAGCAUGCACGAAGGAUUUUUCAUUAAAGUUUAUUCUAUAAUAUUACAUAAUUUAUGUUUCAAGCUAUUUUAUGUUUGUUCACUGUUAACGAUAAUUUGUUUAACAAAAGCUGGAAUUGUUUAGAAAGCGGAGUGUUAAGUUUUACUUUUACGUUUUGUUAGCUGUUACAUUGUUAACUUUACUUCAUCUGCAUUGCACUCAGAUGAUUGGUUUAAACUUAGUAGUAGUACAUCUUAGUACAAUUAUUAGUACUCUUUUCAACUUUAUUAACAUAUUAAAAAGACAAUAUUUAGUUUCACUGUUAGUGUUAGUGUUAAUUAGCAAAAAAAAGGUACCAAAUAUUAAACUUUAGUCAUGCUAAGUUGUUAUAUUCCAGAGCGAGGUCGACAAACUUCCCAAUGACCCACUGAAUUAUUUGUGGAGUUUCCCACUACCAGGUGCGCCUAUCCCUAUGUGCGGCACUCUUUUUGAGCUUCUAAGCUAUAUAU
Molecule: messenger RNA, 2352 nt
Organism: Bolinopsis microptera
Lineage: Eukaryota; Metazoa; Ctenophora; Tentaculata; Lobata; Bolinopsidae
Product: excitatory amino acid transporter 1-like
Exons: 9
Coding region: 6-1445 (479 amino acids)
Biological process (GO): L-glutamate transmembrane transport
Cellular component (GO): plasma membrane
Molecular function (GO): L-glutamate transmembrane transporter activity; glutamate:sodium symporter activity; neutral L-amino acid transmembrane transporter activity
Source: RefSeq, a predicted model, not a curated record